AUGGGUAGCAUGGUAGGUAUGAUGUCGGGUAUGGGUGGCAUGCCGGGCAUGACGCCAGGGAUGGGAGGUACGAUGGGCAUGUCCGGGAUGGACGGCAUGAUGGAGAUGGGCGGCAUGCCAACAAUGAUGGGUGUACUGGGCAUGGGAGGUAUGUCGGGGAUGGGUGAUAUGGCGAGCGCAAUGGGCGGCAUGAUGGGUGGAAUAAGGCCGUCUGUGAUGCCCUACACAAUGGCACACAUGGGCCAACCCUUCAUGAUGGGUGGUGCGGGCAGCCGCAUGAGCAACAUGAUGGGCAACAUGGGCAAUCGCAUGAGCGGUGCGAUGGGAGGUAUGCGCAAUAAAAUGGGCGAGGGUACGAGCCGGAUGGGUCGUAAGAGCAGAAUGUCCUCCUCCAGCCGUACCGAAAAGCCCGCCUCCCCUUCCACCGAUACGGAUGAAGAUGUUGACGACGAGGAGGACAGGGAGGAGGAGUAAGCCACUCGCCCCAACUAUCCCAUACUUCCCAUUCCCCACGUUGUAUCUUUAAGAAAAAAAACCAUAUUCAUUUCCCUCAUCUUUCGCUUUCCUCAUCUUUAUUUGUAAGGUGGUUUCCCAUUAAGUUUUUCGUCCUCAUUACCAUAGUUUAGAAACCACUUGUUCCUUUAUUUUCUGGAGUAAUGCAAUCACCAUAAAUGACA
This is a messenger RNA of Tuber melanosporum (Perigord truffle), 677 nucleotides long. RefSeq lists its product as uncharacterized. Lineage: Eukaryota; Fungi; Ascomycota; Pezizomycetes; Pezizales; Tuberaceae. The record is from RefSeq and is a predicted model, not a curated record. Bases 1 to 474 code for a protein of 157 amino acids. The transcript has a single exon.